Messenger RNA from Torulaspora delbrueckii, 2964 nucleotides. It is a transcript of the gene KIC1, whose product is annotated as putative serine/threonine protein kinase KIC1. The record is from RefSeq and is a predicted model, not a curated record. The coding region runs from base 1 to 2964 and encodes 987 amino acids. Gene Ontology annotation, molecular function: ATP binding; protein kinase activity. Gene Ontology annotation, biological process: protein phosphorylation. The transcript has a single exon. Lineage: Eukaryota; Fungi; Ascomycota; Saccharomycetes; Saccharomycetales; Saccharomycetaceae.
AUGAGGAGACCGAGCGGUACCGAAGCAGGGACCAGAUCAGCUUCCCACAGAGUAGAGCAGGAUGUUGGAUCUAUCUUCAAGAGGACUGAGAUUAUUGGACGUGGUAAAUUUGGGGUUGUUUAUAAGGGUUACCAUAGCAGAACAAAACAAGUGUUUGCGAUUAAAGUACUAAACUUGGAUUCCGAUGAGGACGAGGUUGAGGAUGUUCAACGAGAAGUGCAGUUUCUGGCUUCUAUGAAGCAGGUUCCCAAUAUUACACAGUACUAUGGGUCGUAUUUAAAAGAUACUACACUCUGGAUUAUUAUAGAAUAUUGUGCCGGAGGGUCUCUGCGUACAUUGUUACGUCCCGGUAAGAUUGAUGAGAAGUACAUUGGUGUAAUCAUGCGUGAGUUGCUUAUUGCAUUGAAGUUCAUUCAUAGGGAUAAUGUUAUACACAGGGAUCUGAAGGCUGCAAAUGUGCUCAUCACAAAUGAUGGUCAAGUGAAGCUUUGUGAUUUUGGUGUGGCGGCGCAGUUGAACCAGUCAAACUCUAGGAGACAUACUAUGGCUGGUACACCGUACUGGAUGGCACCAGAAGUGAUAAUGGAAGGUGUUUAUUACGAUACAAAGGUUGACAUCUGGUCACUUGGUAUUACCACCUAUGAAGCAGCAACGGGAAAUCCUCCUUACUGUGAAGUUGAAGCUUUACGAGCGAUGCAAUUGAUCACUAAAUCUAAGCCGCCCAGAUUAGAGGGCAGAUCGUAUUCGCCACUCCUCAAGGAGUUCAUUGCAUUAUGUCUUGAUGAAGAUCCUAAGGAAAGGUUAUCUGCCGAAGAGCUUCUAAAGACUAAAUUUAUCAAGGCGCAUAAGGCUACCCCUACGACACUUUUGAAGCAGCUGAUUUCAAGGUAUUUAUUGUUCAGGGAUAACAACAAAUCAGCACGAGAGAGUAUAUUCCUUCCGGAUGAUUAUCAAAAAGUCGACGAGAAGAAGCCUGAAAAGGAUGAAACCUCUGGCGAGAAAACGCAAGAUGAUACUAAGGACGCAGACGUCGAUGUUAAAUGGGAUUUCGACUCUCUCAGCUCUUCUGAUUAUAUUAUGGAGAAUGAUAUUGAUAUGGAGGAAAUACCUGAAGGUUGUAAUAAUGAUUGGACAAGUCCUCAACACGAUCGGUAUAACUACGCGUAUCCAGAAGAAGAUCAAUUCUAUUACUACCCAACAAAUCCUAACGGCAAGAUAUUUCAAGGUACUACAAUGGGCAAAACUCAACAGGGUACUAUGGUUCAAAAUACCACCUUAAAUGCACCACUCUCACGUACCAAUAACUUCACUAGUAAAUUGGCAAAGAGUGGGCGAACUAACCCGACGGCCAGUACUGGGACGUACAAGAAUUCUACUGGCACAAAUAAGAAACCAGAGGCAAGGCUGCCGAAGAAACUUUUAGAGCUUUUUGAAACUAAUGAAGUAAUCAGCGAAGAGGCAUCUACAGAUCCUGAACUACCUAGGAUGAAUAGGAACUUAUCACACUUGCAUAUGGGGUCUUUACCAGAAGACUCCGUUAGUCAACCCAUUUCGGAUGUCAAUGCAAAACGUCCACCGGCCCACUUGAUUAACAAUGGUGCAUUUUAUAGUCAAAGCACACCUGCAUUACCAGUUCUUCAGACAAAAUUUAGCAAAUCAGUGAAAGGACCUCCAAGUGCCGUGACCACAGCGCCAACACCUAUCGAGAUAGAGAUUCCAGAAGAGCUUCCAACCAGCACAAUACCGACGCCAUCUAGUACGGAGGCUAUCACGGGCUUGCAAACGAAACCCAGGUCAUCCACUGUUUCGACACCAGGUCCAGUUCCAUAUCAGAAAGGCCCUGGCUUAUCUAGAAGGCUCACGGUUGGUACUGCUGCAGGAACUGCUGCCACGAGUAGAGUAGGAGAAGAACAGACCAAAAAAAUUAAUAAUGGUACGAGCACCAAUUUCGAAUCCAGCGUUCCACCUGCAGUUAAGUAUCUCACAGACACUCCAUCACCUCACAAACUAUAUUCGAGCCAUGUAACCUCGCCAACAAGAAGGCUCGGAAACUCGCCCACAGGUGGAACCGCUCCACCACCUAUGAUGAAGGCUAUGGGGAACCAUGGAGAUAACAAAGAGCCAUUUUUGCAGCCUUUGAACACUACAACUAACUCGAACAGUGAAGUUAUCAAUUCAAAACCGGACAAAGAGACCAGUAGAGUAAACAGGGAUUUCAAGAGGAACAAUCCAAAUUUGAAACUUCAAAUGCCACUGCCAACUACUGUAGCACCACACAAGCUUCUAGAUCCUCCUACCGUAGCAGCUACGGCCAAUAACAGUAAUGCAGCACCAGAGCUCAUCAACCAGUUUGGCUUCAAUACGAGCACUGCAUCGAAUAUCCCAGUAUCGAUGACUCCGAUCAAUGAAAAGCACAUCGACUGGGGAACCAAACCAAAGAGGGUCCAUAGCAUUUCAAACAGAAAGAAUUCGCAGACCGUUGACGGAAUCACGUCUACAUUAGCCUCCGGCUCACUAUCAAACGGUGCAAAUGCCGUCCAGGCUCCUUUAGCGAUGAACCAGGGACCUUUGAGUAGCUCUAGUGUCAACGUUGCAUCUAUGUUCAGCACAAACAACGUAUCUGCCAAUAAUAUUCCUGCUUCAAGUUCUCAACCAUCUCUGGUACCUCAAGCUUCUAGUGCGACUGUUGUCACUACGAACUCUAAUGCUAAUGCCAAUACAGUGACCUCCGCAGUAGCUCCAACGAACACACUAAUGCAGCCACCACCGGCAACGCUGAACAUGGACCUAUUUAUUGAUGUUGACACUGGCGCAAUGGACUCUAACAGGUGGACUGACAAGAAACCGCGCGUCUUACAAGAACUCGAAGCACUCUUACAGAUGUUCGAAGAAGGUCUACCGGUGAUAGAGAACGCCCUCAAGAAGCAAUUGAAGUCGGACGAGCUGGUAGCAGCCGAUCACUGA